CGCUAUUUAUUAGCUAAUGAAAUUACAAGAAUUUAAAUACAUCUGCAAACUCGGGAACGGUUAGAGAGGGAAAAGAAACCGUGCAAACAAAUCUCCUCUACAAAUUCAAAUGCAGGCCCAUUAUCAAAAAAACUUCAUAUCAGCAGCCCUCAAACUGAUUAAAGUCGUGACCUUCAACAAUGGCAGAAGAGGGAACCGAGGUCACUGGGCUAGGUGAAAACGAACUCCAAAAUCUAGAGCUUCCUCGUCCCAACAUCAGUGAGGGGUUAAAUGGAGAGGCGACUACUGGAACGGAGGAACCUGAGUAUGCACCAGAUCCCUACGUUGUUGGGUGUAAUGGAGAGGAUGAGGUUGAAUCAUUGCGAACAUUGACAGCCAAAGAAGUUCUCGGUCGGAAGUUCAAUUGCCCCGAUGAAGCACAUACAUUCUAUAAUAACUAUGCGAAGGCGUGGGGGUUUUCUGUCAAGAUCGAUAGGAUUGUUGAUAAAUUUGAGGUGCAACACUCUCAUGAACCAGCUCGAAAACAGUGCACUCGUUACUUGAGAUCGCAUAGAGGAUUGACUGAAGCAGAUAAGGCGGACUUUCGAUUCAAAACAAAUGCAGGCAUGAGACCUUCUCAAGUUAUAAAUCUGGCUGUUGAAACAGCUGGAGGGCAUGACAAGUUGGGAUACACAAAAAAAGAUGGAUAUAACUUCCAUAGCACAAAUCGCACGGCAAGGAUAAGUGGAGGUGAUGCUGCAACAGCACUUGCGUAUCUAGAAUCGAAGAAAAGUGCAGACACUCAAUUCAUUUUAAGACACACUGUCGACGAAGAAAACUGACUGGAGAAGCUGUUUUGGGCAGACAGCAUCAGCAUUGCUGAUAUUUCAAUUUUCGGAGACUUGCUGGCAUUUGACACCACUUAUAAAAGAAACAUAUAUAACAUGC
This is a messenger RNA of Linum trigynum, 927 nucleotides long. NCBI's taxonomy places the organism in Eukaryota, Viridiplantae, Streptophyta, Magnoliopsida, Malpighiales, Linaceae. The record is from the annotation of a GenBank genome assembly.